Messenger RNA from Drosophila kikkawai, 1214 nucleotides. It is a transcript of the gene Nup35, whose product is annotated as Nucleoporin 35kDa. Gene Ontology annotation, cellular component: nuclear pore central transport channel; nuclear pore nuclear basket; nuclear membrane. Gene Ontology annotation, molecular function: phospholipid binding; nucleic acid binding; structural constituent of nuclear pore. NCBI's taxonomy places the organism in Eukaryota, Metazoa, Arthropoda, Insecta, Diptera, Drosophilidae. Gene Ontology annotation, biological process: nuclear pore organization; NLS-bearing protein import into nucleus. The record is from RefSeq and is a predicted model, not a curated record.
GGCAUCUGGCAACACUGUUCCGAUCACAGCAUCAAUUGAAAUCAACGUUUGUUUUUAGUCAAAUUUUUCAUUUUGUGCGCGUCCCUUUUAGUCAAAUUGAAUCAAUUAUGGAGCCAAUGAAUCUGGGCAGCCCCGUGAACAGCCCCAGCUCGAACCAGAGCCAAUACUUACCGCCAUUCCUAAUGGGCGAUCCGCAGGCCCUCACUCCCCACAAGAACACGCUCUCCCCAAAGCCCGGCGGGCGCUACAAUGUGAGCUUCGCCACAUCUCCUGGUGGGAGCAGCCCCCACGAGUUUAACCGAUCGGCGUUAAACAGCCGCACACUUUUCGGGGCAACAGGAGCCGGCGGCUCUGGCGCUGCCGUCAAUGCUAACACCUCGCUCUCGGCAACUCCUAGUCACACUCAUCAGGUGGGACCACCGACACAGGGCCUGUUCGAUUCCCUGCGUGAGCCCGUCUCCACGCCGCAACGGAACCAUUUGAGCAUGCUGCAGAUGCAGUCACCGAACCAAAGCUACCAGAGUAGCUAUCACACCAAUGACUCGUUUGCACCAGGGGCACCCAAUGCCAUCAAUGCCUCCAUGCGGGCUCUGUGCUCGCCACUGGGAGCCACUGCCUCACCUUUGGUUGCCUCGCCUUUGGUCGGCGGUUCAACUGAUAACAAUCGCCUGGCCGACUUUUGGGUUACCAUCUUUGGCUUCUCGCCUGGGGCCAUCACCAUGGUGCUGCAGCACUUUACCCUCUGCGGCAUCAUUGUGGAUGUGGUGCGUGCUCCGCAGAAUGGCAACUGGAUGCAUGUACGCUACUCCUCGCGCAUUGAAAGCGACAAAGCUUUGAAUUAUAACCACAAGGUGAUUGCCGGCAAUGUAAUGGUGGGCGUAACACGAUGCACUGAUCGCUCGGUGAUUGACAAGGAGAACAGCAAUUCUAUGCUUAACCAGGACAUGUCCAAUCCAACGCCUGGCUCACCAACCAUUCGUCCGUUGGCCCAGCAAUCGUAUAAGCUGGCCCAGAACAACAGCGCCGUGUCGCCUGGCAAUGAUGUGCCGCAGAAGAGUUCCGGAUUGGUGAACAAGGCCAUGGAUCUACUCUUUGGCUGGUGAGAAGGUGGAGACGGAGGAGGAGUGUGUGUUCCGGCUACUUAUUUAAUAAUUCUCAGCGUACAUCCUAUCCAGCAUUACAUACAUUACAUUAAAAAGAGAUAGCAAUAGCAA